Messenger RNA from Exserohilum turcica Et28A, 1403 nucleotides. RefSeq lists its product as uncharacterized. The transcript is spliced from 3 exons. NCBI's taxonomy places the organism in Eukaryota, Fungi, Ascomycota, Dothideomycetes, Pleosporales, Pleosporaceae. The record is from RefSeq and is a predicted model, not a curated record. Gene Ontology annotation, molecular function: FMN binding; oxidoreductase activity. Bases 21 to 1337 code for a protein of 438 amino acids.
CCCACCUGAUUGUUAUCACAAUGGACCCUGUCAAUCCGAACCAAAAGGCCCGAACAACGCCGCAGUAUGCAUUGUACCAGCGGGAAAACUUUUGGAAAUCAAACGAGGGCCAAGUUCCAGUCUUCAAUACGGAACCCGGCAAACUCGAAGAACUAGCAAAAGAGAAACUCAGCCAGGGAGGAUGGUUCUAUGCCUCUUCCAAUGCGGGUCAAUCCCACACCCAUACCGCAAACAGACAAGCUUUCUACCGCCACCGAAUCAUCCCCCGCAUGCUUGUCGAUACCAACCAACGCGACACGGCAACCGAGAUUUUUGGACACAAAGUUCCUGCACCAAUUGGAUUUGCACCUGUGGGCAUCAACAAGAUCUACAAUCCGCAGGGUGAAUUACCUGUAGCGAGAGCCGCAGGAGCACUAGGCUUGCCUUACUGUCUCUCGACGGCCGGUUCCCAAAGCAUAGAGGACGUGGGAAAGGCCAACGACCAAGGUGUGAGGAAUGGCCAAGGCGAGAACGGAACUGCUGCCGGCGGGGGCGAAAAGGGUGUGAGGUUCUUCCAACUGUACAUGCCGCACGAUGACGAGCUUACGCGCUCGCUUCUGCAACGUGCCGUGGAUAGUGGCUUUACAGCCUGCAUCCUGACGCUCGAUACUUGGCAACUGGGGUGGCGCCAUGACGAUGUCGCAAACUCAAACUACGCUUUCUACCACGGACUGGGUGCGGACCUGGGCCUGACUGACCUGGUGUUCCAGCAGCGACUAAAAGAAAAGGGCAUUGAUCCCACGACACAGCCAAAUGAGGCCGGGGCACUCUGGAUCGACAACGUCUGGCAUGGACGCGCACACACGUGGGACAAGGCAGUGUGGGCAAUGAACCUGUGGAAAGAGCUCAGUGGCGGGAAGCCGUUUUGUCUCAAGGGCAUCCAGAGCGUCCAUGAUGCUAAGAAGGCGGUAGAUUUAGGUUUCGACGGCAUCGUCGUGAGCAACCACGCCGGACGCCAGGUGGACGGUGCAACCGCGAGUCUGGAUGCAUUGGAAAACAUUGUCGACGCGGUUGGAGACAGGAUAUACAUCAUGUUCGACUCUGGCGUGCGCUCCGCCUCGGACGUCGUCAAGGCGCUUGCGCUCGGCGCAAAAUUUGUCUUUGUCGGUCGCCUCUGGAUCUGGGGGCUUGCCAUCAUGGGCGAGACGGGCGUGACACAUGUUAUGAAGAGCUUACUGGCUGACUUAGAUAUCCUGAUGAAUGUGGGGGGGUUCAGGAAUGUUGGUGAGAUAUCGAGAGAGGCGCUGGAGAGUGGACCGAAGAGUUAUCCGUUGAUGCAUACGGCUAGUAAGCUGUAGUUGAAGAAUGGGAUUGUGAUAUAUAUAUAGAGAGAGAGGAGAGGACAGAGUGCAACUUGAGAAGCC